AUGGAGCCACACGUAUUUAGGGAACUUGCGGCAUUACUUGAGUCACGCAGCCUACUACGCAGUAGCCGAACUGUAUCUGUUGAGGAACAACUGGCAAUUUUCAUGACUGUUGUGGGACAUGCAGCACCAAAUAGAGUAGCAUGCGAGCAGUUCCAGCAUAGCUCUGAGACCAUCAGCCGUUAUUUCCACAUGGUACUUUGUGCUAUUAACAGUUUGGCUAAUGAGAUGAUCCAAAUGCCUGGUGGAGAUGAACCGGCUCAUCCACGGGUCCGCAAUACCCCGUUUAUGGACGCUCUUGGAGCAAUAGAUGGAACCCAUGUGCCGGUUAUUGUUCCCAAAGAAAUACAAGAGAGAUUUCGUAACAGGCAUGGAUGGAUUAGUCAAAAUGUAAUGGAUGUUGUGUCCUUCGAUAUGCACUUCCAGUUCCUUUGUGCAGGUUGGGAGGGAUCGGCAGCAGACAUGAGAGUAAUGCAGUCUUGCUUGGACGAUAGAAGUUUCUCAAUCCCGGAAGGGAAGUAUUAUCUUGUUGAUGCGGGCUAUGCCAACACCACAGGCCUUCUUGCACCAUACAGGGGAGAGAGAUACCACCUUGCUCAGUUUACUAGUGGCCGGACACAAUAUCGUAAUAUGAAGGAUAAAUUUAACCAUAGUCAUGCUCGUCUAAGGAAUGUUGUCGAGAGGGCUUUUGGUCUUCUUAAGCGUCGUUUCAAGAUCUUGCGUGUUCCGGCACCUUUCUCAGUAGAAACGCAACGCGACAUUGUCAUCGCAUGCGCUGUAAUCCACAAUUAUUUAUGCAAGCACACCAUCUGUGAUCCCAACUUGGAGCAAGAUCAGAACCGUCAUGUCGAUGAAGGUAGCUAUCCGAAUGUGGGAAGACCACAUCAAAGCAGUGAUGGUGGACGUGGCACAAGUCAGUCAGUCCGAGAUAGUAUAGCUCGACAAUUGUGGUUAUCCUAA
Messenger RNA from Dioscorea cayenensis subsp. rotundata (Guinea yam), 957 nucleotides. RefSeq lists its product as uncharacterized. The record is from RefSeq and is a predicted model, not a curated record. Lineage: Eukaryota; Viridiplantae; Streptophyta; Magnoliopsida; Dioscoreales; Dioscoreaceae. The transcript has 3 exons. Bases 1 to 957 code for a protein of 318 amino acids.